CCUUCACCCACUCCACCCCCACGCCCACUCCUCGUGAACCGGGCAUUACAAGAGCUCCGGUGUGUUGUGUUGUGUGUCGUUGGAGAGGGAGGUUGGACAGUAAAGAGAAAAGAGACGGAUAAAGUCUGAGAGCGAAGCGGCUAAUUGCUUAGUCCGUCCCUCAUUAGCAUAUCCGAUGCGCGCGUCCGCUGGACUGCGGCCAGCCCUCCCCGCCUUCACACGCUGCCAUCAACCGACCAAGUAUUAUUCACUAUAGUAAUUAUUACACCGACAUGCGGGAUCCGACGCGCAGCAGCCGCGGCAGCAGCGACACCGGCUCACCUUAGACCCCCCUUUUUAUUCUGUGUUAAACUUCUCUCCACUCCCUCCGCCACAAGGCACUUCGCGAACUUUUUUUUUCUUUUCUUUUCUUUGGUUUUUCUUUUUGUUUUGUUUUUGUUGUUUUUUCUUUUGUUUGCUUUUGGCGUGUGCGCGUGCGUGUCGAGUCGUUCGCUCGCCGCCGAUGCAUCUGCAAGACGCGGAGAGACACCACGGAGCGCCACGGCAGCAGCAGAAGCACCGGCAGCCGCACCGACACCGACGCCAGCAGCAGCAGCAGCACCGGCAGCAGCACCGGCAGCAUGUCCCGACGCAAGCAAGCCAAGCCGCAGCACCUCAAGUCGGACGAGGAGGAGCCCGCGGUGGCCGGCGUGAUCUCCGAGCACGCCCGAGGUGAAGUGCUGGAUGAUGCCGACAGCGGGAACGAGAGCCGCAGCGGCAGUGAGGAGACGCAUGUGUGUGAGAAGUGCUGCGCCGAGUUCUUCAAGUGGUCAGACUUCUGUGAACACUUAAAGAGUUGCACCAAAAACCCUCUGGUGCUCAUAGUGAAUGACAAUGAAAACACACCUAACCCCUCCCACGAGUACCCUACGGAGCUCUCCCCUGUCCCCAGCUGCCCCAGCAGUGAGCAGGGUGACAGCGAGGACCCCAGGGAGGGCAACCACAGUUCUGCUGGUGAGGGGGAUGACAUCCCAGAGCCGGCGACAUUGAAUGGGGUCAAUGUCCUGGAAAAGGAGGAUGAGCCGAUGGAGAUGGAACUAUCGCCAGAAAAAAACAUGGGUCAUGAAGAGACAGACCCGACAUCCCCCGACCCAGAAGGCUCCCUACCUCAGCUCGAUGACGUUGUCUCCUCUACUCUGACCAACUACGCCAUGCCAAGCACUAAUGUCACCUUGGAGACCCUGCACGGCACCCGGGUGGCAGUUGCCCAGUUUUCGCAGAGUGUAAGGGCAGCAGUGGGCAGUGGGGUCUCCACCAUGGCUAUCCCUAUGAUCCUGGACCAGCUGAUGGCCCUUCAGCAGCAGCAGAUACACCAGCUGCAGCUGAUAGAACAAAUACGCAGUCAGGUGGCUCUGAUGAACAGACAGUCCGCCUCACAGCCUGCGUUGAACCACCAUCACGGUAAUGGUGCUGGAAAGCAGGGGCCUGUAUCCUCCUGCGCCCCUGCUGUCGCAAGUCAGCUUCAACUUCACAACUUCAUCACUCCCCCUGUCCAUCAGCUGCCCGUUAGGCUGCCGGCCACUCUUGGUGGUCCGGGCCCGUCCCCCCAGUCCUCAGCGACAGAAGGGCCGCUCUCUCAAACCCCGCAAAGUAGCAGUCAACAUUGUAGCUCUUCGAUACCCAACACGUGCUCAAAUAACUCUGUGUUUUCCUCGGCAAGUGGUACUGGAUUGUCAUCCCUGCUUCCCUCCUGCUCUUCGUCAGUCACAAACAACAUCAGCUCCAGUUGUGGCGCGACAGGAGUUUGUGGCCUCAGCAGCAGCUCGGCUCUUCCCAGAAGCUCCACCACCCCUCCCUCACUCAACCACAGCAGCCUCCUGAGCUCUGCCUCCAGUCUACCGCUGAUACCUCACAGCUCACCCAGCAGCGUCAUCUUCCCCAACCCGCUGGCUAGCAUAGCAGCCACAGCCAAUGCGCUCGACCCCCUAUCCGCUCUGAUGAAGCACCGCAAGGGGAAGCCCCCAAACGUUUCCGUGUUUGACACUAAGCCCAGCUCCGAGGACCCCUUCUUCAAGCAUAAGUGUCGGUUCUGUGCCAAGGUGUUUGGCAGUGACAGCGCCCUACAGAUCCACCUACGAUCGCACACCGGAGAGAGACCCUUCAAAUGCAACAUAUGUGGCAACCGUUUCUCCACCAAGGGGAAUCUCAAAGUCCACUUUCAGAGGCAUAAAGAAAAAUACCCUCAUAUUCAGAUGAACCCCUACCCUGUGCCAGAGUACCUGGACAACGUGCCCACAAGCUCCGGCAUCCCAUAUGGAAUGUCGCUGCCCCCAGAAAAACCUGUAACCACAUGGCUGGACAGCAAACCUGUCCUCCCCACUGCCCCCCCCUCAAUAGGUCUCCAGCUGCCUCCCACGCUGCCGAGCAUGAUGGGAGGUUUUGGAGAGUCUCCCAGCCUCACACCGCUCAACAGGUCCCCCCAGAGGCCAUCUCCACCACUGAGCGAGUGUGCAUCCUUAUCCCCUAAUAUUCUUAUUGACUCUGGCAUGACCACUACUCCAUCUUCCCCAAAGCCCACACUGGGAAAUGAUGCACCGCCUUUCUUGAAAUCUGAAGGUGUUCUCCUUCCACCAAGCUGCUCUCGGCCAGGAGAGAACACCACCACCACAGCCACACUGAGUCAAGUGGUCCUUUCCUCUACCUUAAGCUCCAGCACGUCAUCCACUUGUGACCAGGUCAGUGAACCCAUUGCUAGACCUAAUUCUGCUUCGAACCCUGUCUCGCAUCCUGUCCUUCCCAUGCUGUCAGACCAGUUCAAGGCCAAGUUUCCAUUUGGAGGCCUCUUAGACUCUAUGCAAACCUCAGAGACAUCAAAGUUGCAGCAGCUUGUCGAGAACAUUGACAAGAAGAUGACAGAUCCAAAUCAGUGUGUCAUCUGUCAUCGCGUUCUCAGCUGUCAGAGUGCUCUCAAGAUGCACUAUCGUAUUCACACUGGCGAAAGGCCUUUUAAAUGCAAGAUAUGUGGGCGGGCAUUCACCACUAAGGGGAACCUCAAAACACACUUUGGUGUCCAUAGAUCCAAACCUCCACUUCGUGUCCAGCACUCUUGCCCCAUUUGUCAGAAGAAGUUCACCAAUGCCGUUGUGCUGCAGCAACACAUCCGCAUGCACAUGGGAGGGCAGAUCUCCAACACGCCGGUCCCUGAAAGCCUGCAGGAGAUGGACAACGACCUAUCAUUUGACGAGAAGAGUUUAGAUGCGAUGAGCACGUAUGAUGAUGACCUUCUUGAUGAAAUGGAGCAAGCCAUGGAAGAUGAAGUUGACUUUAGAGAGGGAGAAGUAGACCCAUGUAAACCGUAUUCACCCGACAGCUCCCCACCAACUUCCAUUAUCUCCAGCAUUGCUGCGAUGGAGAACCAGAUGAAAAUGAUCGACUCCACUGCCAACAUGACGCGGUCCUUUGGCCAAAAGCCCACGCAGAACGGCAGCAACUUCGGAGGAGAGACCGACUGCUUCGCCACUGAUUCCCUGUCUGCAUUGGGGGAUGCCGAGGGUCAAAGCUUGGGGAGCCCCGCUUUCUCUGAGUCCUCCGGCUCCAUGCAGAAUUUGUCCCCGGCUCACAGUCAUCCUGAGAGCCAGCGAUCGCCAGCUGCAUUCAACAAUAUUAACAACAGCAGUGCCAUGACAAUAGACGAGAGCCAGGACAACAACGCAUCUGGCCUGGCAACAGUGAAGUCGGAAAAAUCGGAGACCCCGUCUCCGCUUUCCGCACCCGAGGGCACUGGGGCACUUGACCUGACGGCCACUCAACCUGGCAGGCACUUUAUCAAGGAGGAGAGCCACUUCAGCAUGCUGUUUCUAAAUAGGGAUCGAGGGUUGAGCACCCCUAAUUUGGCCAGCACUGCAUCAAACAUGAUCAAAAUGGAAAUGAAUGGACACGGCAAGUCAAUGCCUCUGAGCGACAGCUCUCACCUGCCUGUGGGGAUCCAUGUUCCUGCUGCUGCACCGCAGAGCAACAUGAGCCCCAGCAUCAACCCCAUGUUGGCCCCCCCGCCUCCACGACGCACUCCUAAGCAGCACAACUGCCACUCGUGUGGGAAGAAUUUUUCCUCAGCCAGUGCUCUGCAAAUACACGAGCGCACACACACUGGGGAAAAACCUUUCGCCUGCUCUAUCUGUGGAAGGGCUUUCACCACAAAGGGCAAUCUGAAGGUUCACAUGGGAACUCACAUGUGGAACAACGCACCAGCUCGAAGGGGCCGGCGACUGUCUGUGGAGAAUCCCAUGGCCUUGCUGGGCGGGGAUGCCAUGAAGUUCAGCGAGAUGUUCCAGAAGGAUCUGGCGGCCCGGGCGAUGAACGUCGACCCGGGCUUCUGGAACCAGUACGCUGCCGCCAUCACCAACGGGCUGGCCAUGAAGAACAAUGAGAUCUCUGUGAUCCAGAACGGGGGCAUCACCCAGCUGCCCGUCAGCCUCGGCGGUGCAGGGAUCACUUCGCUGGGAGCAAUGGCCGGAGGAAUGGACCGCGUGCACACCGGAAGCAGCCCCCCCAUGACGGGAUUAGAGAAGGCCGGUAUGGAUGUCGGGGUCAGCCGCCCCUUCUCCCGAUUCAUGGAGGAGAACAAAGAGAUUGGGAUCAAUUAAAAAGACUUUUCUGUAUUAUUCCAAGGUAGAAGUUUGGCAAAAGACUAAGAGUCAAACAGCAAGGAAGGACACUGUUGAUCCAGUCUGAACUCAUGCGUACUAUAUUAUGUACAGAUUAAAUAUUUUUUGUUUGGUUUUGGAAAUAUAGUAUUUAGUAUUGAUUAGAGGUCUUUGCCUUUCAUCCAUUCCCUCCUCACUUGAUAUUUUGCCUAUACAAAGAAAACUUUGUCUCUUGUUUGAGAAUAUGUCGUCUUGCAAGAUUUGCAUGGUACUUAUUGUUUGUUUUUUUUCAAUAUGUUUGACUGCUUUUAUGAAUUUCUUUGAAAACCAGGACCCUGCCUCAUUCAUGAUGGGUAAGGAUCUUAUGUGGACAGGACUAAAACAGAAACGUUUAAAGACUGUCUGGCCUUCGUAUGGCAUCCUGCUCUUUUAUAAAAGGGCCGUUAAUUGACUGAAGAAAAGACUGAAGUCUAGUGUUUUUGUGCUCGCCUGAUAUUUGUUUUCUCAUGAACUAGGAAACUUGAAAAAAAUAAUGUUUGAACUAUUUUAAUCUUUACAUUUAGUCUCCCAGCAUUGUCUUAUAAUAUUGUCCUGUGUCUUUAGUAUUUAUAAUAUUGAUGAAAAAAAAGCGGGUAUAUAAGAAUAUAUUUAAUGGCCCAAGCAUUUUAUUGAUCCCUUUCUUUUCUAAACUGCAGGCUUCACUGAUGAAUAUCUCUUUCAAUAAAGACUGUACGUCGUUUGAGUUGAACAACAGAGAAAAUGGUAGGUUUUAUUUGGAUAUCUGUUGAGACUAUGUGUAUCUCGUUACAUGGUAAAGAGCCUGGAGAUAUCCGAAGCUGCUAUGACCACAACCCUGCUUUUAACCUUUGUAAAAAGAAAAAAGAACUGAUCCUUUUGAAGAAAUAUCUAUGUAUAGAAAUACAGACGAAUCUAAAACAGGUAUGCAUAUUUUGUAUCACAUAAAAAUAGACAUCAUGAGUUGAGAGUAUUUGUCAUGUUUGUGAAUGCACUUUUUAAAAACAAGACGUUUUGUCUGUGAGAUACCGUUAACCUUUUGACUGAACUAUCUAUCACGUGCUGUUUUCAUUGUUUUCAGCGUACCACUCCUACAAUUUGCAGAGUCGGUCAGUUAUUGCAUCUGUGCUACUCGUAAGAGUGCAAAGGUCAUCACUCAAUCAAAACCUUCUUUAAUAAAAAAAAGAGAACAGG
Molecule: messenger RNA, 5831 nt
Organism: Pungitius pungitius (ninespine stickleback)
Lineage: Eukaryota; Metazoa; Chordata; Actinopteri; Perciformes; Gasterosteidae
Gene: sall3a
Product: spalt-like transcription factor 3a
Exons: 4
Coding region: 621-4622 (1333 amino acids)
Biological process (GO): regulation of transcription by RNA polymerase II
Cellular component (GO): nucleus
Molecular function (GO): DNA-binding transcription factor activity, RNA polymerase II-specific; RNA polymerase II cis-regulatory region sequence-specific DNA binding
Source: RefSeq, a predicted model, not a curated record